AGCGAGCGCGCAGGCAGGCGGCUGCCAGCAGCUCAUCCCCUCGCUCCUGGCGGCGCCUGCUCGCAGAAGCUCCCGGAUCCAGACACGCGCAAGGCGCUGUCCUUUCAGCACCACGAGCCCGGCCGAGGAGGGAGGACUCUUGGCCGUGCUCCUGCUCUCCAAAUUGGCUUGAAUCUGCUCGGACCCCCAAGAGUGCAGCACAGUCCGGGAAGAAAGGCACAAGGAUGGUGAAGCUGAACGGGACCCCGGGCGAGAAGGGCGCCAAGCCGCCCUCGGUGGAGGAUGGCUUCCAGACCGUCCCUCUCAUCACCCCCCUGGAGGUGAAUCACCUGCAGCUGCCCGCUCCCGAAAAGGUGAUCGUGAAGACAAGAACGGAGUACCAGCCCGAACAGAAGAACAAAGGGAAGUUCCGGGUGCCGAAGAUCGCCGAGUUUACGGUCACCAUCCUGGUCAGCCUGGCCCUCGCCUUCCUUGCCUGCAUCGUGUUCCUGGUGGUUUACAAAGCCUUCACCUACGACCACAGCUGCCCCGAGGGGUUUGUCUACAAGCACAAGCGCUGCAUCCCGGCCUCCCUGGACGCCUACUACUCGUCGCAGGAGCCCAGCUCCCGGAGCCGCUUCUACACGGUCAUCAGCCACUACAGCGUGGCCAAGCAGAGCACCGCCCGCGCCAUCGGGCCCUGGCUCUCGGCCGCCGCCGUCAUCCACGAGCCCAAGCCGCCCAAGACCCAGGGCCACUAGGGGCCACCGCAGCCGGGGGGCGGGGCGCAGGGGGGACCCCGCUGGCUAAAAGCUCCAGUUACCAGACCAGGCUGUCCUCCCGGGGUGGGGGGCGGGGGGCUCCCCUGAACUUCCAUGCGCUGGCGUCGUCCAAAUCGCUUUCUUUUCAUCCCUGGUAUUGUCGCUUCUCCCCGAGUCCGGCUCGUGUACAAAGGCAUGUUGCGUGUUGACCGUCCCCAUGUAAGACAUGUUCAAGGCCACUGCUUAGUGUUUGUUAGGAAACAUUAAAAACAGGACAGGAGACAGAACACCAACAGGAAAAGGGUGAGCAGGCUGCGUGGGGAGGCGUGGAGGGCAGCGAGGACCCUCGGCUGCUCAGAUGAGGGGCCGCAGCUUCUGUGUGGGCUCUGGGGGUGCGGGACCCGGGGCGACACAGGGGGGCUCUGUGGGAGCCACAGCUCACGGUCACAGCCCCCAGCAGGGGUGCCCGGCAGUCGGCACAGACGUGUGAGGGUUUCCGAGCCGCCUGGGGGGGUGGUGUCCGCAAACAGGAGCGGGCGACUCCCUGUGUCUUUUCCUGGUGUUUCUAGAGCCUCACCUGGGCGCUGCCCUCGUUCCUGACAGGCCGGGGGGGGG
Molecule: messenger RNA, 1355 nt
Organism: Myotis myotis
Lineage: Eukaryota; Metazoa; Chordata; Mammalia; Chiroptera; Vespertilionidae
Gene: NSG2
Product: neuronal vesicle trafficking associated 2
Exons: 5
Coding region: 225-740 (171 amino acids)
Biological process (GO): endosomal transport; G protein-coupled dopamine receptor signaling pathway; clathrin coat assembly
Cellular component (GO): endosome; membrane
Molecular function (GO): clathrin light chain binding
Source: RefSeq, a predicted model, not a curated record